Besnoitia besnoiti is the source of this 1005-nucleotide messenger RNA. RefSeq lists its product as uncharacterized. The transcript has a single exon. The record is from RefSeq and is a predicted model, not a curated record. Gene Ontology annotation, biological process: maturation of SSU-rRNA from tricistronic rRNA transcript (SSU-rRNA, 5.8S rRNA, LSU-rRNA). The coding region runs from base 1 to 1005 and encodes 334 amino acids. NCBI's taxonomy places the organism in Eukaryota, Apicomplexa, Conoidasida, Eucoccidiorida, Sarcocystidae. Gene Ontology annotation, cellular component: 90S preribosome; nucleolus.
AUGAAGGGGAAGAACAAGUCCUCCUCGUCGGUUGAGGCCGUUCGCCUCGUGCCUCUGCAGCAACUAAAGAGCCUGGAGGCGAAAAUGCGGAGUGUGUCUGCCGCCUCGCGCGGCGCCUCGCCUCCCGCCUCGCCUCCCGCCCCGCCGUCGCGGCCGGAGCUGCUGACCGCGACUCCGCGUACGCGCAGAGAAGCGGAGAAGCCGAAGAAGCGCAGCAACAAAAAGUGCCCUGUGGAGGUAUCUUCGCGGCGGUCGCAGCGGAUCCUAGCGGCGCCCGUUGCGUUCCCUGCGGAAUGGCGCUCGGGACACGGCGGAGAGAGCGACGCGUCGGAGAGCGAAGGGCGCCCGCUUUCGUUGGCUGUCGCGUCGUCGCGGGCCUCGUCUGUCGAGCCGCGCAUCCUGAAGCAGCGCGAAGCCGCGCUGCAGAUGCACAUGAAGCGUCUGCGGCACCUGGCGACGCAGAGCAAGAAGAAGCGCGAGGAGGAGGCGCGCGAGAAGGGUCGUGAUCCCCGCUUCAGCGCUGCCUGCGGUCCCCUGAACCUGCGCAUGGUGAGCCAGGCGUACGCCUUCCUCGACGACAUGCGCAAGCAGGAGAAGGAGGCGCUGCAGAGUGUCGUGAAGACUGGAAGGCGAGCUGCGGGCGACGACGCAGGGGGGCGGGCGAAGCGGUUGCGAAAGGCGACUCUCCAAGAGAGAGAAGACGCGAAGCGCGAGCUGCAAAAGAUGCAGAGUCAAGACGAAGCUCGCAAGCGCCGCCGCGUCGAGCUGGACGUGCGCCAGAGAGCCAACAGGACUGAGAGAGAGAAGAUCGCCACGACCGGGAAGAAACCCUUCUUCCUCGGCCGCAAAGACCUCCGGAAACUGGUCAAAGAGGAACUCGACGCCACGCGCGCAGGUGGAGCCAAGAACCGCGUGAAAAUCGAAGAACGAAAAAGUAAAAGGAAACUCGGGAUCGAACGCAAGCGCGAUCUCGUCCCCGUGCGACGGAAUGCACAAACCGACUAG